AUGCCCGUCAAAGUACCUGGUAGCAUUGUCAUAUGGUUCUGGUUCUUAAGUUGUAUUACCGAUGCGAUAUUGACGGUUGAUUCUAUACUAUCGUACUCGAUAGCGAUCAAGUUCUCAAAGUUUAACGCUGAGAAAAUGCCAAGUAAUAGAAAAAUACAAGAAGAACUGGAUAAUAUAAUUUUGGAUAUUCCACCAUUUGAAAAGGCCAACGCUUUAACAAAAUAUGAUAUCUUUUCUUUGAGGCAAAUCAUAUUCGGCGGCACGACAAUCAGACUUAACGUUCACGAGAAAAUUAUAAAGGCAAUGUCGGAUAUUUCUAUUACGAUGGUAUAUGGUAUGACCGAGACAGGAGUGAUCUCUUGUCAAAAGGACACUGAAAGGAUCGGGUCUAGCGGUUAUAUAUGUAAAAAUGUUCGUGUAAUAAUAGCAGAUUUGGAAACCGGAAAACCGUUAAAGUUCAUCGUACAUAGUGAGAUCUGUGUCAAGUUUUCUUGUAUUAUGAACGGCUAUUACAAAAAUCCCGAAAGUACCAAAGGUGUCUUUGAUAAGGAUGAUAGGCUGAGUCAUUCUCACAUCAAGUACUCGAUGGACUUCAUGGACAAAAUCAGCAAAAUCAAAACAAGAACCAACAUCUUGUUCCAAAGAGACUUCUUUGAACUAACAUCAGAAACAGCAAUGACUUCUCCUGUAUCCUCCAUCAUUGCAAAUAUCUAA
Messenger RNA from Dinoponera quadriceps, 714 nucleotides. RefSeq names its product luciferin 4-monooxygenase-like. The transcript has 5 exons. Gene Ontology annotation, molecular function: CoA-ligase activity. NCBI's taxonomy places the organism in Eukaryota, Metazoa, Arthropoda, Insecta, Hymenoptera, Formicidae. The coding region runs from base 1 to 714 and encodes 237 amino acids. The record is from RefSeq and is a predicted model, not a curated record.